Molecule: messenger RNA, 13839 nt
Organism: Coregonus sp. 'balchen'
Lineage: Eukaryota; Metazoa; Chordata; Actinopteri; Salmoniformes; Salmonidae
Source: the annotation of a GenBank genome assembly
ACAGGAAGAGGGUGCAUUGGAUGAGCAGCUGGACGUUGGUUAAUGUUGGACCAAAAAACAGGGAGGGGGAGAUAUUGAUGCAUUCUAAGUUAUGGAGCUAAGACGGACAAACCCCGCAUGCAAUUGUGUUUUACUAUGUGGAAUAACGUUGUGUCUCUUUUUCGGUAAGUACUGGCUACAUUUUUAAAGAAGCUAAUAACAAUCUGAUCGCUAUAGUUGAUAGCUAGCGAGUAGCUAUAGUAGUUUGCAUGCUAACUAGCGGCUAGCAAAAUAUGCGUUAGCUGGCUAGCUAAACAGACGAUAGCAUAGCUAGAAGUGCAUGACUUGGUACGAUCGUCGUAUUUCCAGACAAGGUGUGUGACGCAAAUAUUAACUAUAGAGUGCCUGUUAGCUAGCUUGCUAGUUAUAUGGUUAGCUAGUUAGCUACAUUCUUGACCUAUAGGGUCUGGUUAGCUUGGUUUGUUGGUAGCUAGCUAGAAAUGCUAACCUAGCUAACACAAAACCAAAUAAUAUCAAAAUACACGCGAUGAAGCGCCUGUUGUUGUGAAAUGUGUCACGUGUUGUUGACAUAAUGACCUCAAAACAUUUCUGAAUAUUUUUUUUUGGCAUGAUGAGUAAGAAUUGACCAGGUUAUUGGCUAAAUAUGACUGAUUCAUAGUCUGCGGACAGCAAGUAAAACACAUUUUACUUAGCUAAUGUCAUUUUUUUAUGAAAAGUUAUAAUAAAAUCUGUCAGAAAUUAUUAUUGUAGCGCAUCAUUUGUAGUCUACUAUAGUUUUGAGAUACAACAAUAAUAUCAUAUCGCUUCCAAUGUACUUGGUUUCCAUUAGUGUGUUGCUUGCCCAGGCUGUGUUGGGAUGAAAUUCAAAGGCUUUGAGGGAAAGUGUCCACCUGUUUUAUUAUUGCAUUCUGCACUGUCAGCAUGUUUUUGUCACACUACAUGCCUUCCUCCCUGACCUGGCUCGUUCUAAAUGGAGAAGGUUGCCAAAUAUGUACAGAAAUCUGUUUAACAACCCACUUUUACCUAUGCAAAACUAGUUAACAACAGAGCUCCCGAGUGGCGCAGCGGUCUAAGGCACUACAGACCCUGGUUCGAUUCCAGGCUGUAUCUCAAUUCGGCCGUGAUUGGGAGUCCCGUAGGGCGGCGCACAAUUGGCCCAGCGUCGUCCGGGUUUGGCCAGGGUAGGCGGUCAUUGUAAAUAAGAAUUUGUUCUUAACUGACUUGCCUAGUUAAAUAAAGGUUAAAUAAAAAAAUUAACAGAGAAUAAGAAGCAAAUGCGUCUAUCCUUUUUUCUGCUAGCUGGAAAUGACUUAAGCCUAGCAACUAUAAAGCAUAAAAGCUUUGAUGUAGGCUAUACAUUUAAGUGGCUAUAGAGCCACAAUGCCCUCCCAGCUUCUCAAAUUUGAAUACAUUAAGCAACAAACUAAAUGUUGGUUCUUUAUCAACAGGUACAAAUCUAACAGCGGCCAUAGAGUUGUACGCCCCGGCGGAGGUGCUGGUUGAGAAUGGCACCACGGGGAUCCUCAAGUGUUCCUUCAAGUCCAGGGAAGUGAUCAGUAGCGCAGCCACAGUCACCUGGUCGUUUCGCCCAACGGGAUCCGACCCCGGAAGCGCCGUUUCCGUGAGUGAUUUCUUUCUCUGGGUCCAUGAACAAUUCCCAAGACGUUUCUCUCAGAUCUUCCACCGAGGAGUGUUCUAGCACAAAAUGUUUCCUCUUAUUAUUUAGGCCCACUGCCACAGAAAAGAGCGAGGGAGUAUGUGUGCGUGUGUUUGUGACUGGUCCAAUGAAAGGAAAUGAGCCUGAGGAGUGUUGUGUUAUGUUAUAGGCCACUUCUUCCUGACCAUCUGCCUCCUUCCAUUUCAUGUUUCUCCAAACUUAAAGGAAAACUCCAUCCAAAAAUGAUCAUUUGGUAUUUGUUUCAUUAGUCCAUUGUUGAUAUAGUCCCAAAAUGUUUAGCAUGUCUGCAAUCAAGUUUUCAAGAUAUUUAACUUUCAAAAUACAGAAAUACAGCCAGUAUUUUCCUUCUGUAUUUUGAAAGUUAUGUAUCUUGAAAGCUUGAAUUUAAAAUGUAUUACAUUUAGAUUUGGUGUCACUGGCCUACACACACAAUACUCCAUAAUGUCAGAGUGGAAUUAUGUUUUUAGACAUUUUUUUACAACUUCAUUAGAAAUGAAAAGCUGAAAUGUCUUGAGUCACUAAGUAUUCAAUCCCUUUGUUAUGGCAAGCCUAAAUAAGUUCAGGAGUAAACAUUUACUUAACAAGUCACAUAAUAAGUUGCAUGGACUCACUCUGUGUGCAAUAAUAGUGUUUAACAUGAUUUUUGAAUGACUACCUCAUCUCUGAACCCCACACAAUUAUCUGUAAGGUCCCUCAGUCGAGCAGUGAAUUUCAAACAGAUUCAUCCAAGAAGACCAGGGAGGUUUUCCAGUGCCUCGCAAAGAAGGCCACCUAUUGGUAGAUGGGUAAAAAAUAAAAUAAAAAGCAGACAUUGAAUAUCCUUUUGAGCAUGGUGAAGUUAUUUAUAACACUUUGGAUGGUGUAUCAAUACACCCAGUCACUACAAAUAUACAGGUGUCCUUCCUAACUUAGUUGCCGGAAAGGAAAGAAACCGCUCAGGAAUUUCACCAUGAGGCCAAUGGUGACUUAAAAACCUUUACAGAGUUUAAUGGCUGUGAUAGGAGAAACUGAGGAUGGAUGAAAAACAUUGUAGUUACUCCACAAUACUAACCUAUAUGACAAAGUGAAAAGGACGCCUGUACCGAAUAAAAAAUAUUCUAAAACAUGCAUCCUGUUUUCAAUAAGGCACUAAAGUAAAAUUGCAAAAGAUGUGGCUAAGAAAUUUACUUAAUGUCCUGAAUACAAAGUGCUAUGUUGGGGCAAAUACAACACAUCACUGAGUACCACUCUUCAUAUUUUCAUGCAUGGUGGUGGCUGCAUUACGAUAUGGGUAGACAAAUUCACCGUUCAGCAGGACAAUAACCUAAAACACAAGGCCAAAUAUACACUGGAGUUGCUUACCAAGAGGACAUUGAAUGUUCCUGAGUGGCUUGAAAAUCAAUGGCAAGACUUGAAAAUGGCUGUCUAGCUAUGAUCAACAACCAACUUGACAGAGCUUGGGGAAAAAAAAAAUAUAUAUUGUACAAUCCAGGUGUGCAAAGCUCUUAGAGACAUACCCAGAAAGACUCACUGCUGUAAUUACUGCCAACGGUGAUUCUAAAAUGUAUUGACUCAGGGGGUUGAAUACUUACUUCAUGCUUUUCUUUAAAAUACAAAUGUUAGAAUUUUUUCCACUUUGACAAAAAUCAAUUUCAAUCCAAUUUUAAUUUAACACAACAAAAUGUGGAAAAAGUAAAGGGGUGUGAAUACUUGCUGAAGGUACUGUAUUUUCGCAUUGCUGGGAUUUAUAUGGAAAUGGCAGGAACAAGCAAAACUAUUCCCAUUUCCCUCCCCUAGAGACCUAGCUAGCUGGCUCAUCUUGCUCGUAAUGAUGCACUUGUAUCCGGCCUCGUAACAGAGUGCAGUUGGAGAGGGCGUCACCAACACCAAUACUAGUCCACACAGCUAUCUGUCCCUCUCAUCUUUUAAACAAAUUGACUAUUGAGGAUAUCCGUCUUGUCAUGUAAAUGCUAAACAAAAUCAGUUUGGUACAGUAGUAGAUGCAAACAUACCACCGAGUAUCAGGGGAAUAUUUGAUGUUUUGCUGUUGCUUGGCAAAAGUGCCCAGUCAUGUAGGUAAGCCAUAAGCUUACAACGGUUAAACCUGUUUGCUUGUCUUUCCCAUUUCUGUUAUGAGUCAUUAGCUAUGUCCCAAAUGGCACCCUAUUCCCUAUAUAGCCUAGUAUACCACUUUUUAUUUAUUUAUAAUUUUCUAGUCAUUUAGCAGACGCUCUUAUCCAGAGCGACUUACAGGAGCAAUUAGGAUUAAGUGCCUUGCUCAAGGGCACAUCGACAGAUUUUUCACCUAGUUGGCUCGGGGAUUAGAACCAGCAACCUUUCGGUUACUGGCACAACGCUCUUAACCACUAAGCUACCUGCCGCCCCUACUACUUUUGACCAGAGCCCCAUGAGCACCGUCAAAAGUAGUACACUAUAAAGGGAAUAGGGUGCCAUUUGGGACACUGACAUUGUGUGCAAUUCUUCCACUAUCUAUUUUCUCUUCAGACAUUCUUAUAUUGACCCCCCCCCCAAUGUCUUUUUUGUAGAUUUUCUAUUACACUUCUGGCAAGCACUACCCAGGGAGCGUGGCUCAAUUCAAAGACAGGGUGAAAUGGGCGGGAGACCUGAACAAAAAAGACGCCUCUGUCCAUUUAAUUAAGGCACAGUUCAAUGACAACGGCACCUACUCGUGUGCCGUGAUUAACCCGCCCGACAUAUCUGUCACCGCCGCUCAGACACAGCUCAAAGUCGUCAUCAAAGGUAAACUUGCAAACGGAUUCACAACAGUACAGCAACACUCAAGUCACUUUUCAGCAGGAACUGACCAUGCUCUCUCACAUUGAAGAAUGACUUGGAAUAAAAACUGCCAACUGAGCGAUUACCAAUAUCUUAAUAACCAGGGGUUGAGAAACACUCAUACAAGAGAUUAACCAUUUUAACACUAACACUGAUAUAAUGCCUUGAAAACAUUGAACUGGCAGUAUUGACACAGCUGUGACUUUGUAACAUAAUUGUAAUGUUAUAUGACAACGUUUCAAUGCUUACGUUGUCUUGUUUUGCAGAGUCUCUCCCUCAGAACAGCACUGCUGUCAUAGUGGGCGCCGUGUGUGGCGCUGUCAUCGGGCUCAUUCUCAUCGCCGUGGUUACCUGCCUGAUCAUCAAGAGGCAUCAAACCAGUCAUGAAUACGAAGGGUAAGGCAUCCUCCCUUGUAUAACCAUCGGGGUAGUAGAUAUCUUUAAUAGUACUUUAAUAUCUGGACUUUGGUCAGUAUCAAUCAUUACACCUGACAAUCAGUAUCUGUAGAGUAUCUUAGAAGGAGGCAUCAAAAAAUUCAAUAAUAUGAAAUAUUUGAUCAAACAAAUGAAAUCACACCGGGAACCUUUCUAUCCUUGUGAUAUAAUUUUUUGUGUGCGAAGACUACUCGACUCUGUCAAAAACCAAUUUACUGCAUGCAGUUAAUGGCUCUUGACGAGGUCAAUGAAAAGGAACUGCAUCUCUGAAAUUUUCUGAAAGCAACCCUUGCCGUGAAUGGAGCUCUACUUUCAACAAAUGUUUUCAUGGCCUCUUUGGUUGUGGGGUCUGCCUGAAUCUCUCUUCUCUCUCCUUCCUAACCUCCCCCCUGGCAUGUCUCCUGAGUCACAAACACAUACACACACACACUAACGUUCUUAGUCAGCAGACCUUAACACUUAGCCCUACCUCCGCUGCAUGGGAUAUGGGGGUUGGGUUACGAUGGCUGUGAUUGUCGCUUGUGUCCUCUCUCUUGGAAUAAUAAAAUAACAUGUUUGCUAUUAAAACAUUUGAUGUGUUCAAAAAAUAUUCAAUGGUAGAGCAUGGCGCUUGCAACGUCAGGAUAGCGUGUUCGAUUCCCGGGACCACCUGUACGUACUUUUUUUUAUGUACGCUUGACUGUAAGUCGCUUUGGAUAAAAGCACCUGUUAAAUGGCAUAUGUUAUUAUUAUAUAUGAAUGAAAACUCAGAAGAAAGACGCGGCUGGAUUUUCCAGUGUUUGUGUGUUGGCUACGUGGAGUUAGACUGUACCAGUGGUACUUGUAAAUGCCCUAUAACCAUGAUGAAUUACUUACUGAACUAGUAGGUGUCAGAUCUGCUUAGCUCAAAUGGGUGCUCCAGGUUUACCAUGAGAGACCGGAGUGGAGGAAGUCCCACGAUCUCCAACUAGGUGUUUAGAGGGUAGGCUAAAUGCCAAGCGUAGACACUUCUCUCUUUUCUCUCUGAAUCACAUGAUUAGUUACAAGGUUUUUCAUGACCUAGGCCUAAUAUAAAGCAUGAGUUGACACACCCAAAUAAGUAGGGGUGCUGACUAACGGAAUAGUACAAUUAUGAAAACACUCUAAGAUAGACUCGCAAUGAUUUAAUGCGUAUAAAACACCAAGGUGUGCGACUUUCUUACGUUUUUCAUAUCACAUUACAUUCAAACAGAUAAUUUUUUUAACCACUGUAAUCAAAACCAUGCAUCUAGUCUCAAUUCGAGAGAAAAAUAUAUAUAAUUAGUCUAUCAUCCAAAUCACCAUAAUUAUUGACAACGAUGUUGCACGUAGAAAGACCAGAGAUGUUGCUUUCCAAGAUCUGUCUGUCAAUGCCCACAGUGACGGAUAAAAACAAAGUGCAUCGUUAAGCUUGGCUUGUCAUCUAACGUUCAUGUUGUUGUCUGCCGCUCACGUCCCUCAUCCACUUCUGACCACUAACCCCUUCCUCUUCUGUUUCACUGUCAUGUGGCUCUCCUGUUUCCUCUAACGCUACCUCCUGAACAAUAUACAUUGCCUUCAGAAAGUAUUCAUACCCCUUGACUUAUUCCACAUUUUGUUGUGUUACAGCCUGAAUUCAAAAUGGAUUAAAAAUAAAAAACAUUCUCGCUAGGGCUGACCCCAUAUUGUCGACUGGUCGAUUGUUUGGUCGAUAGGCUGUUGAUCGACCAAUAUUAUUUUAGUAGAGCAGUGGCAAAUAUAUAACUAUUUAAAAAAGUUAUGGGACAUGAGACACCUGUCUGAUUCUCGCCUGUCUGAGUGGACUGAUCUAUUGCGGAUGGCACACCAGUAUCACCAGUAGUAUAUUUACAGUAAAUUACCAUAGUUUCUCAUCUACAAUGUUUGUUUGGUUACAGUAAUUUCUGUUAAUGCAUUCAAUAUAUUAUUAUUACAGUCGUACCGUUGUCAUUGUAGGAGUGGACACGUUGUUUGCAGGUUUAUUUCAUUCCAAUUAUGAGUUACUUUUGUUUGGAGCGCUCCUGUCAAUCUUGAGUAAGGACACAAAACCUGGCCUGCGAUUACCACUCAGCAUGAAAGAGGGAAAAUAAUUCAAGCUCUGAUCCGGUGCAAACGUUAUAGAAUAGGCCUACCUGAUUACUUAUCCCUUGCGCAAAUAGCCUACUGCUGUGUCUGUCCCGAGCUAACUGGAGUGGGAAACUCUGAGGGCCCAGAAUAUUUUAUACAAUGUUGCAAGUUUGCUAGAAUAUUGGCAAUGGCAAUAGAAGUUACGUGUAGAUUUGUAUCAUUUUCAUUUAGAUAGAAUUUUGAUUAACCACAUGACAUUGAUUUUGAGAUAUAAAGACAUUAUUAUAAAUGAAAUGAAACUGUUCCACGAAAAUGUGCAUAUGAAAAUCAUAACUGGCACGCGGAUCAAUAGAAAUGGUAUGAUUACUUGGCACUCCAAAUGGAAAAGGUUACCGAAUGCUGGUGUAGCCUAUUACCGGCAACUUCAGGAGCGGAGGGAACAGGUUUUUUUCAUCUGGUUAUGGGAAAUAUGAGUCUCUGCUUCCCUCUUUAGUAAUUUGUGUGUCUUAAUUUUUAAUUGCGUUGCUUAAAGCAUCAGACAAGCUCAGUAGCCUACAUAGGGCUGUCCCCCCCCAAAAAAAUCAAUGGUCGAAAUUUUAAUGAGUGUAUUUUUCCAUAUAUAGGCACACAUAGGGUAUGUCUAUAUAUGGAAAAAUACACUCUUUAAAAUUUCGACCAAACAAUUGGUCGAGAGAACAGACGACUCUAGGUCGGCCAAGAUUCUUUUGUUGUUGGGGACAGCCCUAUUUCUCACCCAUCUACACACAAUACCCCAUAAUGCAAAGUGAAAACAUGUUUUUAGAAAUGUUUGCAAAUUUAUUGAAAAUGAAAUGCAGAAAUAUCUAAUUUAUAUAAGUAAUCACACCCCUGAGUCAAUACAUGUUAGAAUCACCUUUGGCAGUAAUUACAGCUGUGAGUUUUUCUGGGUAUGUCUCUAAGAGCUUUACACACCUGGAUUGUACAAUAUUUGCACAUUAUUCUUUUUAAGAUUCUCCAAGCUCUGUCAAGUUGGUUGUUGAUCAUAGCUAGACAGCCAUUUUCAAGUCUUGCCAUAGAUUUUCAAGCCGAUUUAGGUUAAAACUGUAACUAGGCCACUCAGGAACAUUCAAUGUCCUCUUGGUAAGCAACUUCACCACCAUGCUUGAAAAUAUGAAGAGGUAAUCAGUGAUGUGUUGUGUUGGAUUUGCCCCAAAAAUAACGCUUUGUAUUCAGGACAUAAAGUUAAUUUCUUUGCCACAUUUUGCAGUUUUACUUUAGUGCCUUAUUGCAAACAGGAUGCAUGUUGGAAUAUUUUUUUGGGAAAACCUCCCUGGUCUUUGUGGUUGAAUCUGUGUUUGAAAUGUACUGCUCGACUGAGGGACCUUUACAGAUAGUUGUAUGUGUGGGGUAGAGAGAUGAGGCAGUCAUUCAAAAACCAUGUUAAACACUAUUAUUUCACACAGAGUGAGUCCAUGCAGCUUAUUACGUGACUUGUUAAGCACAUUUUAACUCCUGAACUUAAUUAGGCUUGCCAUAACAAAGGGGUUGAAUACUUAUUGACUCAAGACAUUUCACAAUUUCACUUUGACAUGGGGUAUUAUGUGUAGGCCAGUGACACAAAAUCUCAAUUUAAUCAAUUUUUAAUUCAGGCUGUAACACAACCAAAUUUGGCAAAAGUCAAGGGGUGUGAAUACUUUAUGAAGGUGCUGUACAAAUGCUCUUCAAGUCUCACAAAAAGCUAAAUGCUAACAGAGUUUUAAGAUUAAUUUCUAUCACUUAAAAAAAAAAAAUCUAUAAAUUAAUAUUUUGGAGUCCUAGGCCCAUAUUCAUGACGUGUCUUAGGGUAAGAGAGCUAGUCUAGGAUCAGUUUUUACAUUUAGACCACAAUUAGUAAUAUUACAGGGGGGGACCUGAUCCUAGAUCCCUCAAACACAACUCUGGACAUCGAAGCCAGUUCCACUGCAUUUUUAAUUGUUCCCCUCGAAUCAGGGACUGAUUUAGUGGGUGCAAUGAAUUAUCAGGUAGAACAGAAAACCAGCAGGCUCCGGACCUCGUAGGGUAAGAGUUGAAAAUCCCUGUCCUAGAUCAUCACUCCUACUCUGAGACGGUUGAUACAGAUCCUGGUUAGAUGUGAACCGAGAGAUCUUGUAGAGAGUGUACAAACUGACCUUAUUAUAUAGUGCACUACUAUUGACCAGCACCAAAAUUUGCUUCGGGGGAGUGCCAUGUUUGCUCUUCAGUUUAGUUUAUUAGGAUCCCCAUUAGCUGUUGCACAUGCAGCAGCUACUCUUCCUGGGGUCCACAUAAAACAUAAAAUACAUGACAGAAGUACAGAACAGUUACGUACAAGAACAACAUAAGAUAUUAUUACAUUAAAAUUACAAUUUAAAAAUCAUUGUCAAGGCACCAAGAGACCAAAACAAUAAAUAAAAUAAGUGUGUUUAUUGGACCACUGACUGACAUUGGUAUGACUGACAUACAACACUAAUCUUUCAUGUGUGUGAUCACAUCAUUAUCUCAUUGGGGUGGGGAAUGUUUUUCCCUAAUCCACUUCUUUAUUUAUUGUCUUAUCUUAUUGACCAAUUGAUUGUCGCAUAGACUAUUAGAUAAAGUCAAUGUUUUUAAGUCAAUGUUGUUAUGUUAAUGCUGUUUCUUAGUCUUUUGCAAAGCUGCAGUAACUUUUCAACUAUAUUUACAGUUGAAGUCGGAAGUUUACAUACACUUAAGUUAGAGUCAUUAAAACUUGUUUUUCAACCACUCCACAUAUUUAUUGUUAACACUAGUUUUGGCAAGUCGGUUUGGACAUCUACUUUGUGCAUGACACAAGUAAUUUUUCGAACAAUUGUUUACAGACAUAUUAUUUCACUUAUAAUUCACUGUAUCACAAUUCCAGUGGGUCAGAAGUUUACAUACACUAAGUUGACUGUGCCUUUAAACAGCUUGGAAAAUUCCAGAAAAUGAUGUCAUGUCUUUAGCAGCUUUUGAUAGGCUAAUUGACACAAUUUGAGUCAAUUGGAGGUGUACCUGUGGAUGUAUUUCAAGGCCUACCUUCAAACUCAGUGCCUCUUUGCUUGACAUCAUGGGAAAAUCAAACGAAAUCAGCCAAGACCUCAGAAAAACAAUUGUAGACCUCCACAAGUCUGGUUCAUCCUUGGGAGCAAUUUCCAAACACCUGACGGUACCACGUUCAUCUGUACAAACAAUAGUACGCAAGUAUAAACACCAUGGGACCACGCAGCCAUCAUACCGCUCAGGAAGGAGACGCGUUCUGUCUCCUAGAGAUGAAUGUACUUUGGUGCGAAAAGUGCAAAUCAAUCCCAGAACAACAGCAAAGGACCUUGUGAAGAUGCUGGAGGAAACAGGUACAAAGGUAUCUAUAUCCAUAGUAAAACAAGUCCUAUAUCGACAUAACCUGAAAGGCCGCUCAACAAGGAGGAAGCCACUGCUCCAAAACCGCCAUACAAAAGCCAGACUACGGUUUGCAACUGCACAUGGGGACAAAGAUCGUACAAAAAUAGAACUGUUUGGCCAUAAUGACCAUCGUUAUGUUUGGAGGAAAAAGGGGGAUGCUUGCAAGCUGAAGAACACCAUCCCAACCAUGAAGCAUGGGGGUGGCAGCAUCAUGCUGUGGGGGUGCUUUGCUGCAGGAGGGACUGGUGCACUUCACAAAAUAGAUGGCAUCAUGAGGAAGGAAAAUUAUGUGGAUAUAUUGAAGCAACAUCUCAAGACAUCAGUCAGGAAGUUAAAGCUUGGUCGCAAAUGGGUCUUCCAAAUGGACAAUGACCCCAAGCAUACUUCCGAAGUUGUGGCAAAAUGGCUUAAGGACAACAAAGUCAAGGUAUUGGAGUGGCCAUCACAAAGCCCUGAUCUCAAUCCUAUAGAAAAUGUGUGGGCAGAACUGAAAAAGUGUGUGCGAGCAAGGCCUACAAAACCUGACUCAGUUACACCAGCUCUGUCAGGAGGAAUGUGCCAAAAUUCACCCAACUUAUUGUGGGAAGCUUGUGGAAGGCUACCUGAAACGUUUGACCCAAGUUAAACAAUUUAAAGGCAAUGCUACCAAAUACUAAUUGAGUGUAUGUAAACUUCUGACCCACUGGGAAUGUGAUGAAAUAAAUAAAAGCUUAAAUAAAUCAUUCUCUCUACUAUUAUUCUGACAUUUCAUAUUCUUAAAAUAAAGUGGUGAUCCUAACUGACCUAAAACAGGGGAUUUUUAUUAGGAUUAAAUGUCAGGAAUUGUGAAAAACUGUGUUUAAAUGUAUUUGGCUAAGGUUAUGUAAACUUCCGACUUCAACUGUAUAAGCAUCUGCUCAUUGUUCCCAUACAGAUGCAUGCCUUGUUAAUCUUCCAGGACAGUGUCUCUGCCCAAUGUAUGUCACUCCUGCCAACCUCUCCUCCCAGCCACUUGGAGCAGUCAUUUCAAAAUGUGCAGCAUAACUCAUGUGAAAUCUGCCCAUCUCUCAUUUGCAUUUGUAUCUGUCUCCCAUGUCUUCUCCUGUGUCUGACUGUAUGUGUCCAUGUCGACCAUUUCUCUGUGCGCCAACGCUUCCCGAACUGCACAAAACAAACCACCUUCUCCGAUUCAUAAACACCUCCCCCGGUGCAAAAACUAGCUGCACCUCAGUGGCAAGAGUGAGCUCCCACGCCACACGCCCGGGGGAGAAGAAGCACGAGUCCAGCUCGGAGGGCUCCAGGUGUAGCAGCCCCUCCGCCCCGGUCCAGGUAGGCGCUACAGUGAGUGACUCAAACCAACCAUCCACACCCACUGUUGCACAGGGACACUAACAGGGGGAGAGGGAUCCACUAACUAACUAUAGCUGAGAUGCACUACAGCAUUAGCCUAUCCCAGAUCUAAUUGUACUCUUGCCAACUCCAUUGCUGUCAUUGUUGAGUCAACAUUUGGCGUGACAAUUCCAUAAGUAGUUGGCAAGAGAACAAAAACAGACUAGUACCUAGCUACUACAGCAUAGGCCAGGGUUUCCCAAACUCGGUCCUCGGGACCCCAAGGGUGCACGUUUUGGUUUUUGCCCUAGCACUACACAGCUGAUUCAAAUAAUCAACUUAUCAUCAAGCGUUGAUAAUUUUAAUCAGCUGUGUAGUUAGGGCAAAAAAUAACGUGUACCCCUUGGGGUCCCGAGGACCGAGUUUUGGGAAACGCUGGAAUAGGUUUUCAAGCUGAUCUCUUUGAUGGCUUUAGUGUCUGCUUGUCUAUCUUCUUUAGUUUUUCAUCCAUCUGAUUUCUGAUCUUGGAAACCAGUGUUGUGUUCAGAACAGGAACAUUGUAACAAAAUGUUGACUUUUCUACCUACUGAACGAGACCCAGGUGGACACACUCCCUAACAUACUAGCAGAUACCCAUAGACUUCCAGUCAUUGCGCUAACGCUAGUUAGCAUUGGCUCACGAAACUACCUCUAACUUCCUUCAAACUGGACACAGAAACAUACAAAUGGUAUCCACAAGUUCAUCUGACUCUGGGGAAGUAGAUAACGGGCCUCAUUACCAGAAUCCCAAAGUAUCCAUUUAAAACAACUGACAAGCAUUGGAGUGUAAUGUCCCUUUAAGUCUAAGGGAGAGAUCCAUAGACAUUGCGGCCAUCGAGUCCUGGCGGCGGAUACCCCUGCUCUACAGACUGACUAAAUCAGUGGUCACCAACCCUGGAGCAGGCUUUUGUUCUAGCCCAGCAGUGACCCACCUGAUCCAACUAAUCCACCUGAUCCAACUAAUCAUCAAGACCUUGAUGAAUGGAAUCAGGUGUUUUGGUGCUGGACUGAAACAAAAGCCUGCACAUCCUGUAGUUCUCCAGGACCAGGAUUGGUGACCACUGAAUGACGUAAUACAUUUUACAAGUAAUGCGUGAGAUCACUCUCAUUCUGGUUAAGCUCUAAAUGCUUAUGUCAAGAACAACUGGCUGGAGUGUCACGGCAUCCCCUUUUGCAAAGCUGCUGUUGCUGACCUAAGCAUGUAUAGAUGUUCAUGUUGUUCCUAUGAAGGUGUUAUGCAUUGCUUAUGAAAGUUCAAAGGAGGCCUCUGACGAUAUUAUCAAACACUAAUAUUGUAGGCCUAUGUCUAGGAAAAGGAGAACCUUUAUUAUUUUUGUGUCUCUGAGAGGCGCUUGUUUGUGGUCGACUUUGCCGGUUGACUGGUUUAGUUUGCUGAUCUUGUGAGGGACAGUCUUGAGAUGCGCCUCUCCCUCAUUACAUUAAGAGACGUGUCCACAUUCCACCGUCAGCCAAAACAUGAAGGUGUAAUGUACUGUACUUUGCCGUUGUAUGCGUGUUGUUGUUUUCCCCCCAUCUAUGUUUCGAGUUUUUAUGAGGUUUUUUUGGUGUGAUUUUUGAGCCCAGUGGUCGGUAGAAAUGACUCCCUGAAGAUAAGAAGAAAAUGGCGCCCUCUUCUUCUACACACUCACACAGCCCAGAUGUAGUCCCAAGCUGUGCUAGAUGGGAGAAAAAAACAAAUGUUUUGUUUUGCGCAACAAUCUGGCAUUGUUAUCUUCAUUAUCUGGCUUCAUUCAGAAGCAAUGGGCCAAAUAUCUUCCAUUAACAACACUACUUUGAUAUGUGUUUGUUAUUUGGCAUUGCUAUCUGCAGUUGUCCCCGCUUAAAUCCCACAGCCAUUUACGUUUCCUACGGCCAUUUGAACUUGACAGCUAAACCAGUGUAACAUGUAUUGUUAUUAACACAAUUUUCCUCCUUCCCCUUUGCCUUAUCUCCCCACCCAUCCAUCUGCUCAUCACAACAGGGGCCGGUGAUAUACGCCCAGUUGGAUCACUCGGGCACCAAGAACCCCAACUCAUUCCACAAGAUGGAGCCAGUGGUGUACGCAGACAUAAGGAAAAACUGAAACGGGGUGGGGGGAGAACUGGAGACCAAAAGGGAAAGGCCACCAUAGCUCACUGCUUUGGGAUGGGUGG